AUGAAUCCCGUUGUACUGCAGCCGUUUGGCUAUUAUGCGAUGUUAAGUUUUACUCUGGAACGAGUGUGGCUGGAAGAAAAUUCAGCCGGUUUUCACCUGAAACGAAGGUCUCGCGGACUGCGUAAACCUGAACGUCGUAUAGAAGCCAAACGGCUACAGUACAACGGAAUUCAUCCGUCCUCUUCUGAUGAGAUCGACCAACGAAUCUCUUUUCACGCACUUUCAUACGAAAUGAAACUGUUAUCUCAGGCGAUUCAUCGAAACCCAGUUUCUCUUCUUUAA
Protopolystoma xenopodis is the source of this 282-nucleotide messenger RNA. NCBI's taxonomy places the organism in Eukaryota, Metazoa, Platyhelminthes, Monogenea, Polystomatidea, Polystomatidae. The record is from the annotation of a GenBank genome assembly.